Messenger RNA from Lodderomyces orthopsilosis Co 90-125, 1632 nucleotides. RefSeq lists its product as uncharacterized. The coding region runs from base 1 to 1632 and encodes 543 amino acids. Gene Ontology annotation, molecular function: protein binding. The record is from RefSeq and is a predicted model, not a curated record. NCBI's taxonomy places the organism in Eukaryota, Fungi, Ascomycota, Pichiomycetes, Serinales, Debaryomycetaceae. The transcript has a single exon.
AUGCUGACAUUACCUUUGGAUCUUGUACUACACAUCGUUGAUGUGGGUGAUUUGAACAUAAAUGAUGUAUUCAAUCUUUACAAUGUCAACAAGUUGUUUAGGCAGAAGCUACUGCACCCAUAUUUUUGGAACGUGCUUUACAAGAGAGUGUUGGGAACGAUAUAUUCACAGUUGGACAUAGAAAAUGACCCCCAAGAUUAUUAUACCGCAUGUCGUACCAUUUACAAAUGCCACCUCGAAUUGGAGCACUCUAUGGAACAGCUUCAUGAACUGUGUUUUUCCUCGCAUCUUGAGAGUACCAGCGGGGGACCGCUGAUGAAUUUGCCUUGGACGAGCAAACAAUACAAACGAUACUGUUUGGAUACCAACUAUCUACCCACACUACUAAGAAUGCUGAAACUGGAAAACAUGGAUAUUCAAAUAAAAUCGAAAAAAGCUCAAGCACGUUUUGACUUUUUGAAGGCUUCAGUUUUGGAACAUUUGCUAUCAAACCAAAUGUACAAUAUUGGCCUAAAAAAUAUAAGGCGCAUUAAUUCUCAAGAGUUGUCACCAACAUCAGUUGAAAAUAUGCUAUUCAAUUUGAGCCUCCUUGAAAGCAAAAGCUAUCGCCAUUUUCACCACCGCAGGCGAUUUUUUAAAAAAAAGCUAAAGCUCCUCGACAAGUAUUUGAAAGCAUACGUUGUUCAAACAUACAGCACUUUGCACAAUGACGUUGCCAAGCGUCAGUUCUAUUUGCAGUACAUUAAUCAAGGCUUGCAUCUUUUAUUAACAAAAAUGGAGCCACGAGUUAGUCGAGAGAACUCCGCGAUAAUUGAAAACUUUGAUGUUUCAAAAUUAUACAGUGGUAAAUGUAAGGCUCAUCCCUAUCUUUUGUUUGCAGUUGCAACUAAAAUUGUAUACGAAGGAUGGACCCACUUUGGCCUCAAGGCGCCCAGCUCAGUUGAAUCUCCUAUUUGCACUCCAUGGUGCGUAAUUCACCAAGAUGUUUAUUUCGAUUAUGUUAACCUGAAAUUAACGAUUCACAAACACGAAUUUGGUUUACACGAUUCGCUCAAUACCCAUCAACUGAUGACAUACUUGUUCCAAUUAUUUGACCUUUUUCGCGAGGUUAACGGGUUGAAAACAACGGACUUUGCUAGUACCAUGUCCAUACGAGGUUUUGAAAAUUGCUGCACAGAUGUGAACUUCAUAACAAAAAUAAAAUUUCCACAUCAAAGUUGGAGUACUAAAUUCAAGUUUGACGAAUUUGUGGAACAUCUCAGAGAAGAAGAUGCACUACUCCAUGAAGUAGUUCUUGAGCACGCAAUUGGGGUUCCAAAUAUCAAAAACAAUGUCAACAACACGCUGCUGUAUUUACGAGGGCAUGUCAUAAGAAAGAGACAUAACAAAGCCGCAGUGAUGCUUAGUGCCGAUGAGCCGUUUUGCAAAGUUCUUACAGUAUCGGGAACAAUUGAAACCAUAAGAUCCGGCUUUGUUCGUAUGUGGCUGUUUGAAAGUAUACUGGAAGUUAAUGCAUUUAUUCACAUGGUAGGAUUGAAUUCAUUGUUCAGUGUCGGGUUUCGGUUUGUCGACAUAAAUUUAGACGAAGGGUAUAUAGUCUUUGGGUCAAACCUAAAUGAUACUGAUUUAUAG